UGUUCAAUUGUCACUGGCGAAUCCUCGGCCGGAAUGGAAACUUCCUGACCUUGAGGUCUCAGGCUUGGUCCUUAGUUUACCAAGCACAGAACAUCGUUUUGGCAUAUGCAUGGUUUCCCUCAUGACUGGACACCCGUGAUGCACCUGCAGAACAUUGCAUAAUGGCACCUGCAGAAAAGUUGCUUCAGCGCCCUGGUCCUUCAGAAUUACAGAUGGAUGGAAAAACCCUUUAGGACCCAGUGUGGUUACAGAAAAAAGGAAGCACGCUUCCAUUGAGCUAAGUUGUCUGAAAAAAAGUGAUGAAAAGUGCACGAAGGUGCAGAAGGCAAAUGUUGAGGACUGCUCUGGUCGUGAAAUUCGGCAACAGUUUGUACAGCUAAGUUCAGCUUGUGCAUUCCAGGUGGGUUGCUCCAUUGGUGGAGAGCUUAGGAGGCAACUGCCACAGCAAAUGAGCGAUGCUUCGUCAAGCCCACAAGGGAUUUGCCACUUCAUCACUGCUCAGGUCGUGGCACGUGAGAAAGCUGGAACUACAGUUGUGCCUUACUGAUGAUAUCGUCGAAUUUCCUCCCUUUGGCUUCUACAACGUCCUGAUCAAUCCCGCGAAUGAGGCCUUGGUUGGCACCAAGCUUCCUUACUUCCCGAUGCAAGUUGAACCCCCACCAGAGCUACGCAAUUCAAGGUGGUGUGGAAUGGAAGCUGGAUCAUCUAUGUUCUAUCCCAUGCAGGUUGUGGAUGGUCGAGUCCAUCGAUUGGGUGGAUCUUCUUUGAGAGAGGCCUGCGAGAGACUUCCAGACCGCUCUCCUGGGGUGAAGUGUCCUACAGGAGAAGCUGUGGUGACAGAAGCAACCGCGGGCCUAAGAAUGUAUUUUGAGCAUAUUGUUCAUGCUGUCCCGCCAAUGUAUACUUCACCGACUUGGGAAAGAUGUUUGUCACUCUGCUGGCAGGCCCCUGGUGAAGUCACCAUCGCUGCACUCAGUGGGUUCAACACAUGGCAGGCUGCUUUGGAAAAGGCCUGGAGUUGUGGAAGCGCGCCAACGGUCACCAGCCCAUUGCUUGGGGCUGGUGCCCGCGGCGCACCUGUAGAGGAGGCAGCUCGAGUUGGGGCGAAAGCAAUUGCAACCUGGGCUCAAGCUGCAGAAGGAAUUCUUUGCUUGGCUUUCUGCGAUGAAGCUGUUGCAACAGCAGUAGAGGUCGAGGUUCGCCGUGUGCUUGACUCGGCCGAAGGCUGCAAGAAAAGGUCCGCCAAUUUCAUCCAAUGGGAUGAUGAAAUCCUUGAUCAUCGUCGAGAUGAACAGCCACAUUUGCCUGAGCUGAAGCGGCUCGCGCAUGAGAUGGGAGAUAGCAUCUUGAAGCGCUUGGCCAUGAAUGCUACGAAAUGGGGCUUGGAUCAAGAUGCCCUGAACGGCAAGCUCCUGGAAGGUCCGAAAGUCCCAAACAGGUCGGCCAAGUUGGCUCAGCUCAAAGCAAGGCGCCAAGAAUUGGAGACUCAGCUUCAACGUCAGCAAGAGGAGGAAGACAGACGAAAUGUUGAAGUACUUGGGCGCUUCAAGGCUGAAUGCGAUUCAGUUCUGAAGUCGCAGGAACAGGAGUUGCUACAACUGCGAGCACCAAGCCAGGUGAGCCAGGAUGCCAAUGGAGCAGCGCGCUUCAAGCAAGACCUCCUGGAGCAGUUGCAGAAUAUCCAGAAGCAGCUGGCCGAGACCAAGGAGCAGGUCAGCGAGCUUGACCGCUUGAAACAGGGCCUGGACAAGAUCGAAGACCGGCAGAGAAGGGCGAUUCCUCCAAUCGAAGCACUUCUGGCCAGCACCAUGGACACCUGGCCAGAAGAUACAGAGGACGAACUUUUGGCAGCGAACAUCCGCAAAGGAGAGCAGGCGCAAGCUCUGACAAAGCCAAACAUCCUGGGAAUUCUUGCGAUUGUGGCCGUGACGGAAGCUGCAUCAAAGCAUGGCUUUAAGGUUCCGCCAUUCCUGAACUGCGAGGGUCCGACUUUCCAUCCCAUUUGGUCAGUGUUUCGAGAGUCAGCCAUUGCAAAUGCGCAGGCAGGGUAUCCAAGGAAUGAAAGCCUUCGAGAGAUGGCCGUGGACUUGAUCACCACUUUUGAGCCAAGCAUGCUUCUUGGUGCAAGAGCUUGGGUUGUGCAGCUUCGAAGUGCGGCCACUGGAGAUAUUUACCAUCUGAGGAGGCAAACUCAGUUGGGGACAGCGGAUGAUGUGGCGUUUACUUUGGCCUCAACCAACAUUGGCUUGCAAGAAAAUUUAGGACGGCAAACUUCCACCCAGGCUGAAACUGAUCCUGCUGGAUUUUGCCUUUAUGGCUAUGUACAAGCCUUGUUCAUUGAGUUCAGACACACCAUUCCGCUUCAGGAGGAAGGAUCGGAGCUGCCCAGCAAUGAUCCCCGUCUCGCCGCCUGCCAUGACCGCCGUCCACUCCUUGAUGUAGCAGAGCAGCUGCUCGGCGGUGAGACCUGCGAAACGGAUUUCCUGGAGAGCUCAGAGUGGCCUCUGAAGACAUUUGACCUCCAUCUCAGUCUGCAUUCGACCCUUUCUUUGCACUCAUCCUCCGACUGUCACGUUUUGUUCGAUAUGAAUGAAUUCGUUUCAAGACCGCACGAGGGCAGCUGGCUACCAAAGCCACAAUUGGGUUUCAAGCCACAAAAACCACUCCAGUCGUUGCAAAUUGCAGCCUUUGGCUUGCAUGUGGCAAGCACUUUAGAGCCUGUGGCUGCUUUGAGUGAGGCUCUACGCACAUCAAACCCUGAUGGCAACCUGCAGGUUUCAUACUUUGGCCACCCUUGUUAUGGACGACCUGGAGACAAGUCAUUGAGGCAUGCCUGUGUCUACAAAUGUCAAAUGCUUGGCUCACCUUGCGAAGAUGAUGCUGUGGCAGACAUGUUGAAGGGCAUGUUUAACAGCUCUGGCUUUUAUGAGGAGGUUCCAUGGUCCAUCCCGGGCGCCCUCGCAGCUUUGGGCAAUGCAUGGCGAGACGACGCUGCGGACCUCAUGGUGUGCUCUGGCCCAUUGGUUCUGUGCUAUUUGUUGGAUGUUUUGGCGCCUUCAAAGUUGAUGGUAAUGACAUUGUGCUCUCAGCUACUCUGGGGAGCACCACCGGGAGAACAAGUUGGAGCCAUGCUUUUGGGUCAGGUCCGGAUGAUGUCUCAGAAUCCAAGGCGGGCACUGGCCGCUUGCAAUGUCUUUGCAGCUUCUCAAUGCCUAUAUCAGACUGGCAUUGAAUUGCCCGUGGUUGAGCGUGUGGCGCAUUAUCUUCCAGCAGUUUCAUGGGGUCCCCAUGAAAGCCACUGGAAAGAGGUCCUGGUGCUACGUGCUCGAUAUUGGCACCGACUUCCUGGGCAAUACUUCAUGGAUGUGUUGGAAGCAUUUCUGCGGCUGAAUGAGUUUAGUCACAACUUCACCUUUGUGAUGGCUGCAUCAUUUGGCCCUGAUGAGCUACCGCCAGAUGAAAUUGCUGGAUAUCGAGCGACCGUGCUGAUUCCAAAUGAUUUGACAGUGUUUGCCUUUGUAGAGGUCUACGCGUUAGGUGUGCCAACCUUUGUGCCAGAGGCAAGCUGGCUUUACCGACUGCGUCGCGCAGCACCCUUCGGAUUCCUCCAGCCUUCCAUGGCUUUGCCAGACCUCACUGGAAUCCAUGGAAACUUCAGGUAUCCGCCUUUCCUUACAGCGAAGAACGACCUUGAGGACCUAAAGACAUUUUUGCACUGGCAGCAGACGUCAGAACUGCACACUCGGCCUCAUGUUCAGCAGUUUGGCAGUAUCCCACAGCUGCUCUACCUGACGGCUUCAGCGGAUUUGCUGCAGAUCAGCAAGGGGAUGAGAGAGCACUCGUCCAAGCUGCGACAGGAAGCUGCUGAUUUUUGGACCUCCGUGUUGCAUCGCUUCGAAGCACUGCGAAGGACAAAGACGGAGGCUGAAUCAGCGCCAGUUCUCAGCAGCUUCAUGAGCUCGGGACAUGUCAUUGGCAAUGGUGGCAGUGGUGGCAACGGACAUGAAGAGCACAGUCAGCUGCGAGCAUUCUUGGACUGUAGUGCAGAGGAACAUGGAGCUUGGAACUCUUUUCGACAUGCGUUCCAGAGCAAUGCUGCUGCUGGUUUCUCCAUAAACUGGGAGCUUCAGGCAAUGGCCCAGUCUCUCUGGAACAGCGUGCAAGGAUCCCCACAAAAUUUUGCUGCUGCGUCUGCCCUGUUUCAUCAGGUGUUGAUAGGUGAUGCAGCAGUGGAAUUGGGGAUUCGCUCUGGACAUUGUCACUACGGUUUAGUUGCUGCGUUGUUCAUCCUUGCAAGACAUGAUAGUCAUGGCAAUGCAUUCCACUAUUCAGCUAUGGCUUUGCAAAUGCUGGGUGGCUCUGCUGCUCUGGAUUUUCUGGAAGAUUCGGCCUGGCCUUUUUCUUCUUUGGACUUGACCUUGGCCAUUCUGCAUCAAUCCACAUCACCUGGUGACGAAGGAACGAUUGGAACAUGUCCACUCUUCUCUUGCGCCAACUUUGGACGUGUCAGAUCAAUCAUUGAAGACCGCAUUCCCUGGAGUUCUUUGAGCCACAGGAUCCAGCACAACUUGCCAGUUGGAUACGAAGUGCCAAACCGAAAGUGGAAGGUGGCUGUUGUGGGAGUCCAUCCGAGCCUUUCUGCUGACAUCGCCUUUGCUGUGAAUGCAGCACUUCGAGGGCGCACGGAACAUCAAUAUUUUGGCUUGAGCUGUCCAGCUCACCACUCUGCGGUUCAUCACUGCUCUUUCCGAUGUGAAGUGCUUGGUCAAUGCUCCAACGAUGCCAUCUUUGAUGUGAUCCUGGGGCAGAUGCUGAAUUUUGCCGACUUCACCCAAAAAUCCUUUGACCAACAGGUCCUCACCCAGGAGUUGCAGGCCAUUGUCUCCUCGGAUGCCUUCCUCUCGGGCGCUGAGCUCCAAAUUUGCACUGGGCCCUACUACUUGUGCCACAUGUUGCAACAGGUCCUGGAUGCACCGAUGCUGAUCUACAUGGGUUUGACAAUGACCUACAUGGCGCCCUCCUAUGCUGUAAAAGAGAUGUUGGAAUCGGCUCGCUCCAUUGCAUCAGACUUCACUUGGAUGGGUUCGCAAGGCGUGGGGAGCCGUCGCACUGCAGUUGUGGCUACUGACUUGAUCCGUGCUGCUCAAUUCCAUCAUGCAGUGGGAGUAUGGAUUGCUGCUCUUCCUCCCCUCUCGUUGUAUCAAACCGAAGGACUGGCUUCCAAGACCACAAGGAAUCUAGAGGCAAUUGCACUGAGACCUGAACUGUGGCGUCGUGCUGCCUUUUUUCCUGCUCUUCGUGGCCUGCUGCGGCAUUUCACAGAUGCAAAGACCAAAAUUGCAUUCCAAACGCAUUUCUUGCCGAUGCGCAGCAUCUUGUCCUACAGCGCAGCUAUCCUCGUCCCCUGGGACAAUGAUGUGAUGUCCUUCUAUGAGCUGUAUCAUGCAGCCGUGCCGCUUCUGAUGCCUGAUGAGAAACUCAUGACCAAAUGGCUUCCUUCAGUUCGAUGGGGAUCUUUGGAAUUCGAGCACCCGAAUGACCCAAAGCCAAGUCCCUCUUUGAUCCGCUUGGACCAUGGGCAGGGCCUUCAAGCCUGGAUGAACCAGUCGACCUUGCGGAAUGUGCUUGAAGCUGAAGGCACAAGUUGGAUCGCUGCAGCAGAUUACUAUCGCUUUCCGCAUGUCCAAUACUUCCACUCGGUUGCCUCUUUAGUGCAACAGCUGCAGAGCUUGAGCCCCGCCACGGUAGCCACUUCGAUGAGACGUGCCAGCCAAAAAAUCCAGUCCCAGACGUUGGCAGCAUAUCGACAAGUGCUCCAACACGUGUUGGGAUUUGGUCACAUCUAUGAUUCAAGCGAUUCGAGCGAUUCAAGUUCCCGUCAGCUCUCUAAGUUGAGAGGGAACUGGAAUCAGAUGCAGCUGGGCGGUACCUGCAAGAAUGGCUUCAUCACCCAGGCAGACUUCCUUGCUGAGCCUAAAAGCUCUCCGCAAGUGGGCCUUCAUCAGUGCUUGAGACUCUGUGACGAAACUGCCGGCUGUGAAGUGGCAGUAUUCAACGGUCUUACCUGCAUGGUCUAUGACCAGUUCUGCAAUACAACAGAUCUUCGCCGAGAAGGCAGGCACAAAAUGCAUUAG
Cladocopium goreaui is the source of this 6134-nucleotide messenger RNA. Lineage: Eukaryota; Dinophyceae; Suessiales; Symbiodiniaceae. The record is from the annotation of a GenBank genome assembly.